CUGACAUGCCAUUAAGUUGCAGACUCUUUGGUGGAGACUUCAGAGAUUAAAAACAAUCAGAGCACGCAGCUUCCCUUUCCGACUGCAGCUGUGCGCGGAGCUUCGUCGACUGAUUCAUGUGAUUUACAACUGGAAAACAUCAGGAGUAAUUCUCCGUGAAGACUGAGACAGUUUGGGCAGCAAUGUCUCAGCUGUACUAUAAGAAAGCUGACAGCUCCACGUACAGGGACCGCAUCCCUCUGCGGAUCGUGCGGGCAGAAUCGGAGCUCUCUGCUCUGGAGCGGGCCUACCUGGGGGCUGUAGAGAAGGGGGACUACGCCAGCGUGAAGCAAGCUCUGGAAGAGGCUGAGAUCUACUUCAGGAUCAAUAUCAACUGCGUGGACCCCCUGGGACGCACAGCUCUGCUCAUUGCUAUUGAAAACGAGAACCUGGAGAUUAUUGAGCUGCUCCUCAGCUAUAAUGUACACGUGGGUGAUGCCCUGCUACAUGCCAUCCGUAAAGAGGUAGUGGGGGCCGUUGAGCUGCUGCUCAACCACAAGAAGCCACGUGGGGAAAAGCAGGUUCCAUCGGCUCUGCUGGACAAACAGUUUUCAGACUUCACCCCAGACAUUACUCCGAUCAUCCUGGCAGCUCAAACUAACAACUAUGAGAUCAUCAAACUGCUCUUGCAGCGAGGGGUUUCUAUACCCCAGCCACACACUAUACGUUGCAACUGUAUGGAGUGUGUGUCCAGUUCAGACGUGGAUGUCCUGCGUCACUCCCGUUCUCGUCUAAACAUCUACAAGGCCCUUGCCAGCCCGUCACUCAUUGCCCUCUCAAGUGAGGAUCCUUUCCUCACGGCAUUUCAGCUUAGCUGGGAGCUGAAGGAGCUCAGCACGGUGGAGAACGAAUUUAAAUCAGAGUAUGAAGAGCUGUCCCGUACAUGUAAACAAUUUGCAAAGGACCUCUUGGACCAGACUCGUAGUUCCAGAGAGCUGGAAGUAAUCCUCAAUUACCGUGACGACAUCAACCCAUUGCUGGAUGAGAACAUUAAUGAGCUUGCCCGACUGAAACUGGCUAUCAAAUAUUCCCAGAAAGAGUUUGUUGCUCAGCCCAACUGCCAGCAGCUGCUGGCGUCUCGCUGGUAUGAUGAAUUCCCAGGCUGGAGGAGGCGUCACUGGGCAGUAAAGCUCAUCACUUGUAUCUUCAUUGGCCUUGCGUUUCCACUGUUAUCCAUCUUCUACCUGAUCGCUCCAAAGAGCCGCUAUGGCUUAUUCAUCCGUAAGCCUUUCAUCAAGUUCAUCUGUCACACUGCUUCCUACCUGACCUUCCUCUUCCUGCUCUUCUUGGCCUCGCAGCAUCUACAGAGUGAUGAUCGGUUGGAACACCGUCAGGGCCCACCACCCACCAUUGUGGAAUGGAUAAUCCUGCCCUGGGUGCUUGGCUUUUUAUGGGCUGAGAUCAAACAGAUGUGGGAUAGUGGUUUUGAGGACUACAUAGAUGACUGGUGGAACCUGAUGGAUUUCAUAAUGAACUCUUUGUAUCUUGCAACAAUUUCACUGAAGAUUGUUGCCUAUAUUAAGUAUAGUGCAAAGUGCCAGUUGAGAGACACCUGGGAAACGUGGCACCCAACAUUGGUGGCAGAGGCAUUGUUUUCCAUCGCCAACAUUUUCAGCUCCUUGCGUCUCAUCAGUCUUUUCACUGCCAACUCCCAUUUGGGGCCUUUACAGAUUUCAUUGGGCCGCAUGCUUCUGGACAUACUUAAAUUUCUCUUCAUCUACUGUCUAGUGCUGCUAGCAUUUGCCAAUGGCCUCAACCAGCUCUAUUUUUACUAUGAAACAAAUAAUGGGACUUGCAAGGGCAUCCGCUGUAAUCAGCAAAACAACGCUUUCUCCACGCUAUUCGAAACACUGCAGUCAUUAUUUUGGUCUAUCUUUGGGCUGAUUAACCUGUACGUGACGAACGUGGAGCCGGACCAUACAUUCACAGAAUUUGUCGGCUCUACCAUGUUUGGCACCUAUAAUAUCAUCUCCCUGGUAGUGCUUCUAAACAUGCUAAUUGCAAUGAUGAACAACUCAUACCAGCACAUUGCUGAUCAUGCAGACAUAGAGUGGAAAUUUGCACGAACAAAAUUAUGGAUGAGCUAUUUUGAAGAAGGGGGAACUUUGCCAUCUCCAUUCAAUUUAAUACCCAGUCCAAAGUCAGUUUAUUAUCUAAUUGGAUGGAUAAAAACACAUUUGUUUAGGAGACCAAGCACAAAACGUCUUGAAACCUUUGAAACUUUGGGGAGACGUGCAGCUGAAAAUGUAAAAUUAAGCCAUGAGUAUCAGGAGGUUUUGAAGAACCUCAUGAAACGAUAUGUGGCUGCAAUGAUUAGAGAUGCCAAGACAGAGCAGGGGUUGACAGAGGAAAAUUUCAAGGAGCUCAAACAGGAUAUCUCCAGCUUUCGCUUUGAAGUUCUGGGAAUGAUGAAAGGUAAACCUGGGCUAGCAGGUAAUAUUGCAAGUACCACCUUGGCUUACCCUGGAAAUCCAUUCAAAUAUUCUCCUAAAUUCCCUACUGAUGAGUCUCAACAGAACCAGGACAUCUUUGAUAUGUUCACUGCCACUACCAACACUACCAACACCACCCUACAACCUGCCAAAAUCACCAGGUCUGCUUGCUUUAAUAGCCAAACCAGUGGUUCAGUUAUUUUGUCUACUGCAGGACAGACUCAAAAAGAGGCUGCCAAAGAAGAUUCAAACCCUGGAUCCCUUCACAAAAGGAAAAAACUCCCUUCUCUGAAAUGUGAUGAAAUAUGUUCAUUGCCAGAGGAAGAAAUGUUGGGUACUGAUGAAGAAAUGCAAGGAAAACAUCAGACUGAGGACAUAAUUGUGGACGUUUCACAGACUGAUGAGAAGGAAUUCAAGGACAUUAAACCUUCUUGCAAAGAACUUGAUAAGGAUGGGCCGACAAAAUAUAACAAUUAAUCUGCCAGCAAGUAAAACUUAAAAUAGUUUAUUGAAAUAAGUUUGCUUGUGAUAAACUGUACUGUAGUAAAUUACCUAUUCUGCUUAAUCAUGAAUUCUAUCCAGUGUAUAAUGGUAUUAGACAAUCACAAAUUAUAUGACAUGCAUACAACCACAAAAAUAUGUGGUGAGGACAGGCGUCAGUGCCGACUUGAUGCUCAAGCAAUUGCCAAACAUAUUACUAAUUUAUGUUUUAAACUGAGCAAUUCAUUCCAAAGAAUCCUUACAACCCACUGCCUAUCUUCUACUCUUUUAUUGCCUACUUACUAUGCUAUGCAAAAAUACUGUAUCUUAUCCAGUUAUUUGUACGAAAGAAAUAAUCAACAGUUUUAACACUGAUAUUGUAUUCAGUACUGGAGGUAAUUUGAAAUUUAAUCAUUCUAUCAAGUACACAAGCACCUUCUCUCCUACACUGGGACGUGUAAGGGAAAGCUUUUUUCUUAUUUUUGCAGUUGUAGCAGACGAUGUAAUCUGUAAACUACAUUUAACUUAAUUUAUAGUUUAACUUAUUUUGCAAUAACUUUCAGUUGAUCCACAAUAAUGUAAGCACUUCAUUUGUAUGUUUUUGUGGGUGCUUAGCUGUUAAAGCUAUAACUUUGACCCAUUUAUUUAAACAGUUUUACGAUUGCAGUCAACCAGCUUUUAAACUAGGUAUAGCAGGGUGGUAUUGCCCAGCGUUCACUAAGCAACAUCGUCAGUGAUAAAAGUGAUGGGGUUUUUUUUUUUCAAAAGAGUUUUACAUGCUGUUUCAUCCCCACCUGGAGUUCCUAGGCAACUGUGUGAUGGCCAGUGUGCCAGUGUGUGCAAUGAUUCUUUUUUUAAAUAUUUUGUUAAAAUGUCAUAUCAUAUGCAGAUUGCCAGUUUAAUCUUCUUUUUUUAAGAAAAAAUCUGUUUGAAGUUAUAUUUAAAAGGGGCUCUAUACAAAUUUCUUCAUGUGUUGAUUUAGGUGUACUUCUUCCAGUUCUUUCAGUAUGAUUUACAUUUUCAUAACACUGCUUGCAAGGUUAAAGGCGUUCUAGAAAUAUGUGAUAACUCUUCAGUUUAGUAACUUGUCACAUGUAUUUAAAU
Messenger RNA from Maylandia zebra (zebra mbuna), 4055 nucleotides. RefSeq names its product transient receptor potential cation channel, subfamily C, member 4b (gene trpc4b). NCBI's taxonomy places the organism in Eukaryota, Metazoa, Chordata, Actinopteri, Cichliformes, Cichlidae. Gene Ontology annotation, biological process: regulation of cytosolic calcium ion concentration; calcium ion transmembrane transport. Gene Ontology annotation, molecular function: inositol 1,4,5 trisphosphate binding; store-operated calcium channel activity; protein binding. The record is from RefSeq and is a predicted model, not a curated record. Gene Ontology annotation, cellular component: plasma membrane; cation channel complex.